AUGAGUGAACGUCUCCCAUACAUGCAAGCAUGCCUCGGCAGUGCAGCAGCUUGUUUGGAAUGCGCUGAGAAAGCAGCCGGUGAAGGAUGUGCUAAGCAAUGUCGCACCAACGCUGAGCUCGCUUCGUGUACUGCAAAGCUCAUGUCGAUUGGUGCACCCGAAGCGAAAACGUUGACGGAAUUGACGAGGACGUCAUCGGACAGAUGUGCUGAGAUGUGGUAUGUCUAG
This is a messenger RNA of Paraglomus occultum, 228 nucleotides long. Lineage: Eukaryota; Fungi; Glomeromycota; Glomeromycetes; Paraglomerales; Paraglomeraceae. The record is from the annotation of a GenBank genome assembly.